AUGAACUCGAGGGAACAAAAUUGUUCAGAUAAUGCUUCUUCAGCAUCUAUCUACUCAAACGUGUCAUCACAAACCCCAGAUUUAACCGAUUCAGAAAGAGCUGCUUCUUCUUCAGAUUCAUCCAGUUCUUCAUACUUAAAAAGCGGUCAUAUCUCGGUGGAAGACAUCUGGAAUACGGUAUCAAAGAACUCAGAUGAAACCAUAGAUUCGUUUCUUGAUAAGUUGCCAUUUGGUGCUGAAUUUACCAAAGAAGAUGCCAUCAGUCUCCUCAAAACGCCACCAUCUCUACAAAGUGCGGAAAUCCAGGAGAAUCAGCUCGAAUUUCUUACUGUGUGGAAUAUUAUUAGCUCAGGAAACGAACUUCAGGAGACAAUAGGCCUUCCCGAGUCACAAGAACUGUUUGUCAAAGAGAAAACAUUGUGCUUUACAUUUUCCAAGUUGUUCAGAUACCAUUUCCAGCUUCCAUACGAGCAUCCGAAUUUCGGAUUUAAGAAGUUCGGCAGCCUUCUCGCCAACAGUCCGACAUCGCUCAUUCUCACUGUGAUGAAGAUUUGCGUGUCAUCGAUGGAAUAUCACGAUCGAAGCUUCUGGAAGCUUCGCAGACUUCUCACAUUGAUGAUUGCACUCUGUUUUGGCAACAGAAGUCUACUCCGGGGCUUAAUAUCUGAUUUCAGCACACCUGAGAACAUAGAGAGACUCAGAUCGGUGGCAAAUUUCCCCACAGAUGGAAAUUCCAGUAGUUUGUCUGACCACAGAGGUCCGUUGAGUGUUUUAAAUGGUAUGCACGAACUUUCCUCUUUCUUUGAUGGCGGUAGUAAUGGGGACUCGAUUCUGGAAUUUACCAUUUCUUCAGAUACAUCAUCUGCGAUUCUGGCAUCCUUGUUGUUUGUUUUGAAUUUGAACAAGAAGAAAAAGUUACUACAGGAGAACGAUAAGGCGACAAUAGCGUGGCUAGCAACGUCUUGCAUAACAGAUAACGAGUAUAAAGAGGUUUUCCUCAUUUAUGUCGUGCAUCAUCCGGAUGUGAUUCAAACAUUGUCCCAAGUGGACUUUGGCAAGUCCGAAAUUGGAAAUUUGACAGACUACUUCUUGAAAAGCAUCUGUCUCGAGCUUGUUGCAAAUUUCACACCUCUGUAUCUUGGCAGUUCGGGUCUUACCAGUAUUAUUAAAGGCCGCUUAAGUGGAAUUGCGCUUGUAUUGGGUGGACUGAACACCCCGAAAGCGGGAAUUCCGAAAAAUGUCUUUUUGCCGAUAUUUGAGCUCGUGAACCAGAACACAAAGCUUGAUUUUAUGCAGGAACAGAACCUACUUGUUUAUCUCUACCUGGGCAUAAAUGCAUUGGAUAGAUACAUUGUUGAUAGGUACACGAUGACAGAUUGUCUUCUGCAAUUGGAUGAACUCGGAUGCAGUUUAUCGCUAAAUGGACUUCUUGAUGACGUUCAAUACAUCCUUUCAUAUGCUCUUAAUGAGGUCUUGGUUGCCAAAAUGCCACAGUUGGUUUCAAUUCCGGCUGAUUUUAGGGAAUUUUUUGGAUUCGACUACAUUCCUCCUGUUAGAAGGCAGGAUUCUCUAUUGGAGGCACCUUUCAGCAGUGAGAAGUCAGCGUUAGUGGACUCGUUUACAAACGAGGAGCUUGUGAAGCAAACAGAGCUUGUUCGCAUUCUUAAAAGCUGCAUCGGUCAAAAUUCACGCCUCCGUCGAAAAGUAUACAGACUGCUAAGCAGCAUCAAUCGGAAUAGUGGGCUGCUGGUUCGGACAAAAGGAUGCGGAGAGGAGGAAAAAGAGCAGAAUUUAUAUAAGUAUCACUUAAACUCGGGAUACAGGUUGGUAGGAUUCGAAGAUCGCGAGUUGCUGAAUUACAAGUUGGCGUAUUUUGGGAUAGGAACAAGCAUCAAAGCAGAUGUGGCAAUGCUGGUCGUUGCGUACAAUCUCAAGAGCUUUGAUCUGACGUUUAGUUCAGCUCUGUCAAGAAGUAUUUCAGACACUUUUCUUUCAAUUGGUUCGAUUUAUAUGGAGUUUGGAAUUCUCACGAUGUACAAAAUCAUGAUUGAGGCUUGUGAGAGAAGCGUAAGGCUGGCAAACGAGGCAGCAAUGGCUCUAGCCGAGAUCUUGCCGAAUCCGAAACGAAACGUUGAGGAAAAUCCAAGAAAGAAAGAUUUUGCGAUGAUGCUACAGAGCAAUACCAUAGCCAGCAAUCUUAUUCGGUUGUUUGUAGAGGAAUUUGAUGAUGGAAGACGAUUGCCUUUAAGAAGAUGA
This is a messenger RNA of Brettanomyces bruxellensis, 2256 nucleotides long. RefSeq lists its product as uncharacterized. Bases 1 to 2256 code for a protein of 751 amino acids. The transcript has a single exon. NCBI's taxonomy places the organism in Eukaryota, Fungi, Ascomycota, Pichiomycetes, Pichiales, Pichiaceae. The record is from RefSeq and is a predicted model, not a curated record.